GAUGACCACGAGGCCGGUGGACACCAACGCCACACCACCACCACAUCCGCCACCAACACCUCCCCCACCACCCAAACACCACACCUCCUCCACCACCCCAACCAUCACACCCUGUGUUCGGCCCAACAGUUGCAGCAGUUGUUGAGCGCCUCCAACACCACCGCCUCCUCAGUGGUGAAGACGACGGCCGCCGUCACGACCUGCGGACCCAAGUGCUCGUCGCCCACCUCUUCGUCGCCGAAACUCAAUCUGAUGGCCGAACUGUUCGAGUCCGAGGAGGAGGACGAUGAGGACGACGACAACUCUGAGGUUGAGUCGUUCACAUUAGACGAAGAGCCUGUCGUCGACACAAACGCUUCCAAAUUCUUAUUGUCUGCCGAAACCUCUGACUCCAAACUGGUUACAGGCAUUCAUUUGGGAGAACCCGCAGAAAUGGACGCCCAGUCGCGAGCAAACCUCGAGGCGCUACUCGAAGCCGACAAGCAUCUGAUCGACGCGGACGUCCUGAGACGGAUCGCCUCGUCGCUGGCCGUGAGUGACGUCCACUGCGCUCUGGACGAGGCCGCGCAGGCCAUCGCCAAAAUGCGGAUCAGCGACUCCCAGCUCACAGCCAUCACCCCAUUGACUGCCAACGUGUUGCACAAAUCGGCGGAUCCAUCGCAAGAAUUGACAGCUAGUAUGGAGGGCUCGUCGCGACUGAUGGACGACCGGUCCGAGAGGUGUAGUGUCAACGAAGUGACAGAAGAGGGCGAAAGCUUUCUGUCGUUCGCGUGCUCUUCGGGUCACUACGAACUGGCGAAACAACUGUUGGUCGCGCGCGCCAAUGUUGAGGAUAGGGGUCUCAAAGACACCACACCUCUGAUGGACGCCGCGAACGGCGGACACCUGGAAAUUGUUGAGCUCUUAAUCAAACACAACGCCGAAGUGAACGCUCAGACAUCUCAAGGGAAUACUCCACUGAUGUUCGCCUGUGCCGGUGGUCACGAGGAAGUGGUGAAACUGUUGCUCAAAAACGGCGCCAACGUUGAGGACCACAACGAGAACGGACACACGCCUCUCAUGGAAGCUGCCAGCGCUGGUCACGUGACUGUGGCCACCAUUCUCGUUGAACACGGCGCCAGUAUUAACACGCAUUCAAACGAAUACAAGGAGUCGGCGCUCACUCUGGCCUGUUAUAAGGGACACUUGGAAAUGGUUCGCUUCCUACUGGAGGCCGGCGCCGAUCAGGAGCACAAAACUGACGAAAUGCAUACCGCGCUUAUGGAGGCCUCUAUGGACGGUCACGUGGAAGUGGCGCGUCUACUGCUGGACUCCGGGGCGCAGGUGAAUAUGCCGGCUGACAGCUUCGAGUCGCCCCUAACGCUGGCCGCCUGUGGCGGACACGUAGAGCUGGCGAUGCUUUUGCUGGAAAGGGGCGCCAAUAUCGAGGAGGUGAACGACGAGGGAUACACACCUUUGAUGGAAGCCGCCCGAGAGGGUCACGAAGAGAUGGUGGCUCUGCUGCUAAGUCAAGGCGCGGACAUCAACGCCCAGACAGAGGAGACUCAGGAGACGGCCCUAACACUCGCCUGUUGUGGGGGUUUUCUGGACGUCGCGGACUUUCUGAUCAAAGCCGGUGCCGACAUCGAAGCCGGCGCUAACACACCGUUAAUGGAAGCGGCACAGGAGGGGCACCUGGAUCUCGUGCGCCAUCUCAUCAACUCUGGUUCCAAUGUGAACGCGAUGACCAGUUCGGGCGACACGGGAUUGAUGUACGCCUGUGAGAACGGACACACGGAUGUCGCGGAGCUCCUACUACAGGCCGGCGCCGACUUAGAGCACGAGGCGGAGGGCGGCCGCACGUCGUUGAUGAAGGCGUCGCGCGCCGGACACCUCUGCACCGUUCAGUUCCUGAUCAAUAGGGGCGCGAAUGUGAACAAAGUGACCGCAAACAACGAUCACACGCCCCUCUCCCUGGCCUGUGCGGGCGGACACCUUGCGGUCGUCGAGCUUCUGUUGGCCAACGGAUCCGAUCCGACGCAUCGCCUUAAGGACAGCUCAACAAUGCUUAUAGAGGCGGCCAAAGGCGGCCACACGACUGUUGUCCAGUUGCUCAUCGAUUACCCAACGAAUCUGAUGGCACCGUCACCUCCUCUUAACGCGUCAGCCGAUGCCGAGCCGACGCCAAGGGUCCCCCCGCACGGCCUCCAACUCGAGGACACUUCCAGUCGAACGCAUUCUUCCAUUUCGUCUCUUCAAUCAAAACUAAAUCUUCAGAAAUCGAUUUCAAAGAAAAAUAUUCCCAAAGAUAACAAUACUUUAAACUCAACGAAUGUAAUGACAAGCAAAGGGUCCGAUCAGACGGACAGUUAUGUCUCGUUCUCAAAGGGCCGUUCAGUUAACAAAGUGUUGGAACGGAGUCUCUCUGACGGCGGCGUCUCACCGACGACGCCCACCAAUGUGAGCGCCGCCGAGUCGUCCACUUUCUCGAGCAUUGAUGCUCUGAAAGAAGCCGAAAGACUUGAGGCGAGGAUUAACGAUAUGAUCCGCAGAACCGAUGAAUUGGAUCCCGCGAAAGAGGAACAGAUCCGACAGAAGCAGCAAAUUCUCGAAGAGUUGCAGAGAGUGGAGCGCGAAUACCAGGCCCAUUGGCAGCAACAACUCAUUCAGUGUUAUCAGGCGGGCCUCUCGUGCGGGCCCUCCUUAUCCCAACUCUCGGCGAACAUACCCGUCGAUAGUAGUGGUCUCACCUCUCAAGGAAUGCCUGUUUUAGAAAUGCCCUCUUCGUUGCAAAAACCUCUCAAAACCGAAACACCGUUUCAAAUGCCUUCUGCCAUCAGUCAGUCCACCGGUUUUCAGACAACACCGACACCGUUGGCCACUGACUGUCCCAUGAAUUUGCCGGCAGUUCCCACGCAAACGACAUUUACGAAUACGAUGAGCACAUCGACGAACACACCCCUCUCUAUAUCAACCCCACCGGCGAACCGCCGCUUUCGGCCCAACAGUAAAAUCAAAAGUAUUUCAUCGAAACACUCGCACCAAACGACUCCUAAUUUCUUAAAGUCCUUGAGUUCGUCGCUCACAUCGGAAGAGGUGGAGAAAAAUAACCUGAAAAACGCCAUUAAUUCUGAACAUUUGGAUCAGAAUAGUAGCAAUUCUUCGGCCAGUAGUGGUCCACAGACGCAGACAAGUCUUCUACAACAGCAACAAAUGAUUUUAUCGGAAUUGGCCCAGAAUUUCAGUACCCGACCCGAAACCCUACAGUUCCUUCAGGCGGCCGCCAAUAACAUGAAGAUCGACCCCUCGAUCCCAUUCUUAUUGCCGCGACUUUUCGAGCCAAACGUCUCGUUGAGUCAGACGUCUGUCAUUCAAUCACAUCAAAGCCAACCGCCGACCACUCAAUCCGUUUCGCAUUUAACUCAAUCGAUUCAGACGAGCACUUCCACAGUGACUGCAAAUCAUGACAGCGUUAAGAAGUCUCUGCAGAUAUCCUCGAAACCAAAUAAAGUGAAUAAAUCGGCAAAAGUGGACAACUCGUUGCCGACACCCACACCGGCGCCCACUACUCCGCAACCGAUGCCUCCGAGUGGUUCGCUUCACAUCAAUCAGACGACACAAACGACAUCUCUGUUGCAGACAUUAACCAACGAUCAGUUAAUGCUUCUGAAGACGCAGUUUGCAGCCGCCGCCUCAACCGCCACCCAAACGGACGGACCCCCUCUUCUCAAUCAAUUGUCCGCCACAGCGACCACUGCGCCGACUCUUAUCAGUCAAGCAGUAUAUUCUGGUUCUACGGGCGAAGGCAUAUACGCGAUGGGAGCGCCGGCUUUUCCCGUUUCGUUGACAUUAUCUCCGGUUACCAUCGCUCCCUCUGCGACCACCACUGCGUCUAAUCGACCCUCAAUUAUAUCGACAAUAAUUCCAAACCCGGGCGACGGCGUCGACAGUAAUACGCAAACCAUUGUCUCAAAUGCAAACCUGACUGACAUUACUUCAAUCUCUUCUCCGUCACAAAUCGCCGGAUUUGAGCCAUCGAUGGCUCCAAACAAUUUGUCGCCUCUUCUGAUCAGUCAUUUUCACGCCGACUCGUCCAACGCGUCCACUAAUAUAACGACAUCUCUGUCCCAAUCGGUGAACACCAGUAUGUCUUCAAUAGACACUCACAUGUCUUACUCGCUUCCCAACUCCAUUGGCUCCACGAAUGUUGUCUCGAAUUCUAAUGAUUUGGAUUUGAAAAUCAAAUCAAUUAAGACGGAUGUCAUACUACAGAACACGUUGAGCACAACCACCACAACCCCAUCCAACAUAAGGAUCCCAUCGCCCCCUCCGUGGUAUCCGCCCGUCGACUUAGAUUCUCAAACGGACAGCAAUCACGACACGGCUCUGACACUGGCCUGCGCUGGAGGUCACGAGGAGUUGGUGUCGCUGUUGUUGAACAGGGGGGCGGAGCUCGAGCACAGAGACAAGAAGGGCUUUACGCCGUUGAUGUUGGCGUCGACGGCGGGCCACCUGAACGUCGUGGAGAUAAUGCUGAACAACGGCGCCGAUAUGGAGGCCCAGUCCGAGCGGACUAAGGACACGGCCCUAUCGCUCGCCUGUUCGAGUGGGCGCUACGAAGUGGUGGAGAUUCUGUUGUCGCGCGGCGCUAACAAAGAGCACCGAAACGUCUCGGACUACACGCCGCUAAGUCUGGCCGCGUCUGGCGGUUACGUCAACAUAAUAAAGCUGUUGCUGAGUCACGGCGCGGAAAUCAACUCCCGGACCGGUUCUAAACUGGGAAUCUCGCCGCUCAUGUUGGCCGCCAUGAACGGUCACGCGGCCACUGUUAAGCUGCUCCUCGAUAUGGGCAGCGAUAUCAACGCCCAGAUCGAGACCAACCGCAACACCGCCUUAACGUUAGCCUGUUUUCAGGGCAGGUGUGAAGUGGUGGGUCUGUUGCUGGACAGACGGGCCAAUGUUGAGCACAGGGCUAAAACAGGGUUAACGCCUUUAAUGGAAGCCGCUUCCGGUGCAAUACAACUCCAGCCUGCGCAAGACGAGCUGUUUCCGCGACUACAGUUGCGUUGUGGACAAGGAAGUAGCUCUCUGUGCCGCAAUUGGUAUCGCAGUCUGUUUCCCGUGAUGGCAAAACACCUUGACCUGCUGACCAGAGGAGCCAUCGUCGAUGUGAAGAACAAAAAAGGCAAUUCUCCGCUUUGGUUGGCCUGUAAUGGCGGACAUUUAGAUGUCGUUCAACUUCUGGUGAACGCCGGCUGCGAUAUCGACAGUCAGGACAACCGCAAAGUGUCGUGUCUUAUGUCUGCCUUCCGCAAGGGUCACGUGAAAGUCGUCAAAUGGAUGGUUAAACACGUGAAUCAGUUCCCGGCGGACCAGGAGAUCACCCGAUUUAUAGCGUUGAUUAACGACAAGGAGUUGCUGAAGAAGACGAACCAAUGCGCGGAGAUCUUACGUCAGGCGAAGGAACGACAGGCCGCUGAGGCCAACAAGAAUGCGACCAUUCUUUUGGAAGAAAUUGAUUUGGAGCGCACCCGAGAGGAGCACCGGAAGGCUGCGGCCGCUCGACGUCGCGAACGGAAGCGCAUCAAGAAGAAGGAGAAACAAGAGCUCAUUAAGUCGUCGACAAAGACGGGACCCUCUGAUGGCAGAGUGAAAGGCAAAGACGACGACGACGAUGACCUACUGCUGCUGUUGCUGCUGAGCUUACUACUCCUGCUGCUGCUUCUGUAUCACCUUCACUAAGGUGGCGGUCAAGGACAACAACAACGCGGCGGCGGAGGUGGUGUCUUUCUCCGCUUUGUUUUCGAAAAUCAAACGCCGAGAGUAUUGGUCGACGAGAAACCAAAGUCUGCUCCCAAAGAGACGGAGAAGCAAAAGAAAGUGGUGAAUAGUUCCCAUUUGACGAACCAUUUGAAUGCAAACUCUGUGAAGAAGUCGAGCGCACAGCCAACCAGUGCUAGAAAUAAGAGGAAAGACGACUCGAUUCCAAGUGAUAGCGAUUCGACUCAAGAGAAGACUGCUGUCAAGAGUAACGCAUCAAAUGUGUUGACAAACGCAACGCAUUCUCAUAAGAAUGUCCACAAACCCGGUGGCGACCACUCGUCCACUAAACCUGAUAUAUUCAGCGAAUUAACGGUCGAAAUGAAUGCAAACAACUCGAGUUCUGUAAGCCAUAGAAGUCCUAAUUACUCGGUAUCUAAAGGGACGGCUUCGUCGACGACUGCGAACAACAGUCAACCCAAAAAGGGUCAGAAGCGAGAGGAGGGCUGGAAGGAAGUGGUCCGCAAGUCCAAGAAAGUUGUUGUUCCCUCCAAUGCCAUCAGUCGAGUGAUAGGUCGCGGCGGUUGUAAUAUAAACGCAAUCAGAGAGGUGUCCGGCGCUCACAUCGAAGUGGAGAAGCAGAAGGGACAGGGAGACCGAAUGGUGAUCAUUAAAGGGUCGGCCGACGCCACCCGACACGCCCAGCAACUGAUCACUGCUCUCUCGAAAGAGACGGAAAAGGAUUUGUCGGAAAUCAUAAAGUCUAUGGGUUUGAGUCGACCCACAAGUGUGAGCAGCGAUGAGAUCGUCUCCACUCGUAAUCCGUGCAAAAGCCAGAGCACAGCAGUCAUGGGUUCGACAUCCCGGCAGUCAUCCAUUGCCCCCAAUGUGUUGAAGUCGUCAUCCUUGAGCUCUGUCUGCACGACGAGUUCGUCCUCCAAUGUGACCACAUAUACGAAUCGCUCGACUCUGUUGGUCAGACCGUCCGUCCCCAGCACCCAGUCGUCCGCCCCGUUCGUCAACGCAUGGAAUACUAAGAACACGACUUCCAAUCGAAUGCCUUCAAUAAGCUCAGCGCCGGUCUCCACAACUCAACAGUCGGGGGCCGUCAGCACCAAAUCGACCGUUUCGUACACAAUGGCUGUGGCGGCCAAAGGGAAGAACACCAAAACCACUUCCGUCUCCAACACAAUCCCUGCCAUUCCUAAAGUCGUAUCCAGUGCUGAAGUUAAACCUGAGAACACAAUGAAGACCACAUCCGCUUCGAUGACAAACCAUUUGCGUCCAACCGGUGCACCACAAGGCGUACAGCCUUUCCAUCAAAUGUUUACCGGCGCUCGCGUUCCCGUUCCUAUGAACAGCUCGAAUGGCGUUAAGAAUUCAUCAUAUCUUCCGACAACUAAACAGCCGUUUAAUAAUCUCCAGACCGUCACGACAUCGCAGUCGCCAACAAAGUCCGCUCCACCCGUCACUUCGGAUGACGAUAAGCCCCCGCCGGCUACCACUCCCGAGUACACGCCCUUCAACAACCUGUUCAGCAAAGUAGCGCAGGCGAGCGUCUGGGGUCAGUCCAAAGACAAGCCCAACUUCGCCAGCGUUGCCGCCUCUGGACUCACGUCCGUCGCCUCAACCAAUGCUAAUCAUCACUCAAACAGUUUGUCCGCAACAUUAGGACUACCGGUUCAACAGAAUACACAAAAAGAGCUGUCGAUUGACGCGAGUAAGGCUCCGGGCUAUAGAGGAAACCUACACAUAUCGCCCAGUAAUGUCUCGCUGUCGUCCACACCCUCCUCGUCAUCCGGCACAUCAAACUUGGGUCCCAUAGGCAGUGGUCACGCCAGGAGUGCUCCCUGUACUCCGCCACUGGUGGCCAACAACACCGGUCCACUCACGCCUUCCAGUGGCACUUCAAAAAUGACAACAACUCCGCCCCUAUCGGCAACUCCAACCCCUCCGCCGCCCCAGAAUAUUCACAUACAGAACAACCGUCUGAUGUCUGACCCCCAGAAUCAGAUGUUUUCGAUGACAAACGAGUCGAACGUAUCGCCAAUUAGUGGUAACCCGUCUCCGAGUCAUCAGUUGAACGUGUCGUCUGUUGUGAGCACUUCAUCGUCGGCCACAUCAUACCAACCGCUCCUUCAGUCAACAGCCAUCGGCCCUAAUAUACAGCCGAUUGUCUCAAAUACCAAUAAAUCUCAGAGUUAUAGCAUGUCUUCAUCCAUGAAUAUCCCGCAAAGGCAUACAUAUGUGACGCAUACCACACACAGUCAGAGCACUCCCAUGCCAUCCGUGGCGAGUGUGCAUCCCAUGCAAAUGGCUGGUGACCCGAACCCUCAAGUAUUUGGUGGUAACGCCGGUAAUACCCUCCAAAGUAACCUCAACCCAAACGCGCCGGACUUCUCAACUCGUGCGUCAAUUAUGCAGUCCUCCCAUCAGAUGAAUGGGCCGUCAAUGACACCGCAAAAGAGAAUAUCAGCCAAUUCUGGAACAAAUUCGUCGCCAAACGCAGCCCUCGUUCUUCAGGAGCAGAUGAGGGCCGCCUUUUUGGCCGCCUCUGCGAACCUACAGUUGCAGACACUGCAGAAACAACAGGCCGUCCGCAUGCAAAUGGCAGCUAAUCCUGCCCUUCAUAACAACCACUUAGCCGUCAAUGACUUCGGCGCCAACACUCCGCCGCCAUCUCCAGAAACCCUACGACUACUGCACACCGCCAUCAAUAGUCUGCCGAACGCCUCCAACUCGUCCCACAACUUGCAACACUUCGGGCUAAUGUCGGCAAACAAUUAUCUGCCACAACAGACCAGACUCUCGCAGUCGUCCAUCAAUGCGAUGGCCGUCCAGAAGGAAAUGGAGCCCAAAGUGGACUACGAGGAACGCAAACCAAUGCCCCGUCCCAUCGGCACAGAGAGGGCUCAGCGCAAGAACCCAAUGCCGAUGUUCUCGCAGAUGAGUUCGUUGUCCAAUACGAACACAAGUGAACAGAUGUGGCCCUUCGAUGCCAACGAUGUGAACGAACAGUGGCUCCAAACACAGCAACACAUGAAUGCGAGCAUCCAUUCAAACAAUUUGAUGACAGAUAACACUAUGUCUGCUAUGAAUCAAAACCUUUUCAAUCCGGAAGAGGUUUCGCAUUUUGAUGGCACAUCAUAUCACAUGAAUAUGGGCUCACAUGCGGCCAAUCCUCUCAACUACUCGGCAUCUGGUUUACCGAUGAUGGGCGUGAAUGGGGUGCCGCCACACAUGUCCGCACUCUACCAGUCAAUGUCUACCAACUCCGGGAUGAAUGUGACGCAAGACAGCGAUUACUGGAACUCCAAGAUUGGGUCGUUAUCUUCGGGGGCAACGGAUGCCAGCGCUCUGUCCGGCAACCCGUCGAACGGCGACCAGAAAAUGAACUGGAACCACUGGAACCAUAACACGUGACAAACUACUCACACAAUUGAUUCGGGAUUUUAUGUCAUAAACUAUAAGACUAUACGAUAAUCAAUACAUAUAUUAAACGAACGAAUCGGUGGUUGACAGCUGUUGUCAAUGCAUUGGUUGAGUUCAGUGAGUGAUUAUAGAAUGAAUGCAAACAUAUAUUAUUGUUAAUUAUUAUAAAUAUUAUAAACGCCAAC
This is a messenger RNA of Oppiella nova, 9356 nucleotides long. Lineage: Eukaryota; Metazoa; Arthropoda; Arachnida; Sarcoptiformes; Oppiidae. The record is from the annotation of a GenBank genome assembly.